This is a messenger RNA of Macrobrachium nipponense, 9639 nucleotides long. RefSeq names its product abnormal spindle-like microcephaly-associated protein homolog. Gene Ontology annotation, molecular function: calmodulin binding. Gene Ontology annotation, biological process: spindle organization; mitotic cell cycle; establishment of meiotic spindle localization. NCBI's taxonomy places the organism in Eukaryota, Metazoa, Arthropoda, Malacostraca, Decapoda, Palaemonidae. The record is from RefSeq and is a predicted model, not a curated record. Gene Ontology annotation, cellular component: spindle pole.
GCCUUCAGAAGUCAUCUUCAAAUCCACGCUUGGGACAAAGGCCUCAUAGUAUGGCUUCAUCCAGGGCAAAGUGCUCAGUAAGAGGCUCAGCAUCCACAAGCAACCUGUCAGGUAUUGAUCAAUCAAAUGGAAAAAGAAAUUCAAGAAAUACUUCUUCAACCGUAGACAUUACAAUGUCUUUACCUCAUUUGGCCAAAGAUUCUUCAGAUUCAAGUCUAGACACAAGCUCUGUAAACUGCAGUACAUCUACAUCAAAAAUGUCAAAUACAAGCAUAGAAGAUCGUAGACGGACAGUCUUCAAAAAAUCCCUGGGAAUUAGAGCGGCGCCAUCCCAGUUGACUCUAAUCAAAUCUAGCAAGACAUCCAUUGUACAUCAUCCAAAUCCAUUUGCUGCCAAAAACGUCUACUAUGACAGCCGAUGGAUUGAUAAGCAAAUUCUCGGUUUCACGAAGUGGCUUAACUUUAUCCUGACUCCCCCAGAAGAGGAAGAUGUGGCUGAGGCUAUGAAGAAAGUUGAUAUGGGCAAGCUGUGGACAGAAGCAACAAAGAGAAUUCAGGUACAACAAGCGCCCACUAAAGAAGUUUUAUCACUGCGGGCCUACACGGUAGCAAGGAGGCUGAACCGUUUGCGGAGGAAAGCCUGUCGACUGUUCCAAAGUGACAAAAUUGUAGAGACUGUGUUUAAACUGGAAGUUGCUAUUGACAAGAAGUUAAUCAGGAUACGAGAUGACAGGAUGAGUCACGCAGAUAUGGAACUGAAGCAGCGGUUGUUGACUUUAGUGUUAUGCUACAAUCCAUUUUGGCUUCGCAUUGGAUUAGAGACCAUCUACGGAGAACUGCUUUUCUUGAAUAGUAACAGUGAUAUUGCUGGUCUAACACAUUUCAUCAUCACAAGACUCAUUGCUAAUCCAGAUAUAGCUGCAAAAUAUGCUCAUCCAUCUGUCCCCCACUCGUAUCGGGCUGGUUACGAUGAGGCUAUCAAGACCUUCCAGUUGAAGAAAUUCUUGCUUGUGGUUCUGUUCCUUGAUCAUGCCAAGACAGAAAGACUCAUUGAUCAUGACCCUUGCCUUUUCAACAAAGAAGCUCCUUAUAAGUCAAGCAGGGACAUCUUGAUUGCCUUUGCUCGCGAUUUCCUCUCUGGGGUUGGAGACAUCACAAAGCACCUGGGAUACUUAGGAUACGUCGUUAAGCACAAGCAGACCCACUUGGAUGAGUUUGACUUUGCUGUCACAAAUCUGGCUGUUGAUCUUCGUUGUGGUUUGAGGCUCACUCGUGUUUUGGAGAUGCUGACUCAGAAGUACACGCUCUGUUCCAAGCUGCGUGUCCCAGCUAUCAGCCGACUGCAAAAGCUCCACAAUACUGAGAUUGCAUUAGAUACACUAGAGUCCUCUGGUUGUCCUGGAGUCAAACAAAAGUUCCCUGCAAAGGAUAUUGUUGAUGGCCAUAGAGAAAAAACUUUAGGGUUGCUGUGGACCAUAAUCUUUAAAUUCCAGGUGUCAUUGGUGAUAUCGGAAACUCGUAUCUUCGAGGAAAUCGUGUACCUUAUGCGAUCCCUCAAGGUUCGAGCUCAACUUGACCCCACGGCUCGAACAGGUUUGCAGUUUGUUUUGGAGGCCCCCAAUGAACUGGAGAGGAUUAAAAGCCUCUCAGAUCCCAUGGAGAGAAUCCUAGGAUAUCUGAAACUCUGGGCACAAUAUACUUGUGCUCAUUAUGGUGUAGAGAUUGAAAACCUGACUGUGUCAUUUUCUGAUGGCCGGGCUUUGUGCCUCUUGGUUUACCAUUAUUUUCCUGAUCUGCUACCCAUUGAUCUUAUCAACUGGCAGACGACUCAGAAUUUACCAACUCAGGAAGCCAAUCCUAAUGUCUCCGUAGAUGAUAGUUUCUCAGAAGAAACAUACACAGAUACUUGCACUAAGGAGGAAUACAAUAGGCGUUUGGCCCUGGAAAAGGAGAAUUUUGGAGUAUUCAUUGAUAAGAUAUCAAAGCUCGACAGAAUUCCCAUGCUGAUAAAAGUAAGCGACAUGGUCAACACCAUACCUGAUGAGAAAGUCACUUCUACCUUCCUGUCGUACUUGUGUGCUCGUCUCCUGGACCUCAGUGAGGAGGUGAAGGCAGCAAGAAUCAUUCAGAUGGCAUGGCGAAAGUAUCUUGCUGCCAAGAGGUUGGAGGAGCUCAAGGUGAAAACUGCGCAAGCAAUCAUCAUCCAAAGGUGGUGGCGUUCCGUGUGGAAAGCCAAGCAGAGGGAACUGUAUGCAAAAGCUGCUGUUGUCCUUCAGGCCAACUGGCGCAGGAAACGAGCCCAGUUGCUUCUACAGAGACUCAGAGAGCAAAAAGAAAGGGAGAGAAAGGACAAUGCUGCGCGUACAAUACAGAGAGUUUAUCGCAGAUAUAGUGCCUUGAAAUAUCUUCAGCAGUCUGAGGCUGCACAAACCAUACAGCGUAUGUGGAAGACUUACGUUACACGGAAGCAGUUCCUCAGAGAGAGGUGCGCUGCUGUUAAAAUCCAGGCUUAUUUCAGGAGCUGGAAAUGUCGAAGACAGUUCCUCCUCACGAAACGGACAAUUGUGAAGAUCCAGCGAGAUUACCGUCAGAAGCUAUUAGUACGGAGGCUGAAGCACGAAUACUCCAGGAAACGGGAGGCUAUUGUUUUACUGCAGUCGUGGUGGCGUGUGUAUCUAGCAAGGAGAAGGGCCAGAGAGAUAGCCAGAGAAAAAAGGGCAGCUUGCAUUAUUCAGAACUAUUUGAGAAUGUGCCAGCAAAGAAACAGGUUCUUGCGGACCAGGCAGUCUGUUGUUGUCCUUCAGAAGCACACACGUAAGAUGCUCUGCCAGCAGAAGUUUAGGAAGAUGUACAGUGCAGUUCUGAUGCUUCAGAGAUGGUGGAGAACUGUGCAGAUGUCCAGAAUGAUAAAAGAACAGUUCACAGAAUUGCGCAUUGUCACCAUCAAGUUGCAAUCCCACAUUCGCAUGUAUUUGGUGAGAAAGAGAUUUAUUAGAAUCAAAUCUGCUGUAUUAACAAUUCAGAGACAUUACAAGAUGGUGAAGCAGAGACAAGAGUACAACAAAAUAAGAACUGGAGCUUUGGUUAUACAGAGUUGGUGGAGAAGCACAAAAUUAAUGCAUUCAGAAAGAGUGAAUUAUAUUCAGUGUCGCAAUGCAGCUAUAAAAAUUCAGUCAGCAUUUAGGGGUUAUAUUGCUCGUAAGACGCUCAAAAAAAGCGUGCUGGCAGCCUUAAAGAUACAAACUUUUUACCGCACGCAGAGGCAGAGAAAGCAGUAUUUGAGACAGAGACAGGCAGUUCUUACUGUGCAGAGAUACAUCCGUGCAUGGUCAAUGAAAGAGAAGGAAAAACGAAGAUUUAAUGAGCUAAAAGCUGCAGCUGUCAUCAUCCAAUCUAAUUGGCGAGGGAGACAGGCAAAAAGAAAGUAUUUGAAAGCCAAGCAUUCUGCAACGGUUAUCCAAGCUUGGUAUCGUGGCCAAAAAAUUUACCAUAGUUUCUGUAAUAAAAAAGCUGCAGCUGUCACUAUUCAGCGAUCUUUGAGGUCAAGGAAUCUCAUGAUGCAGAAGAGGAGAGAGUAUUUAUCAAUGCGGCAAAACAUUAUCCGUAUUCAAAGUGCUGUUCGAUGUUGGCUUCAGCGAAGCAGGUACAAGAAAGUGCAGGCUGCUGUUGUGUGUUUGCAGAGAAGAUAUUGUGCACUCAAACAAAUGCGUAAACAAAGACAGGAUUACUUGUUACUGAAGAAGGCAUGCGUGAUAGUGCAAAGUAAUUAUAGGAUGAAGCGUCAGCGUGACCUAUAUGAAAAAAAGAGACAGGCUGCUCUGUUUAUUCAGAUGUGGUAUAGAACAUGUAAAGUGUCGCAAAAGGAGCAGUCCAUCUUUAAAUCUAAGAGGGAAGCCUGUAUAUUGAUACAAAAGUCUUGGAGAAUGCAUAGUCAAAGAUUGAAAUAUCAAAGAAUAAGGCAGGCAUGCAUUUCAAUACAACACAGGUAUAGAGCUCACAAACUAGGAGUGUCUGUACGUAAUGAAUACAUUAAAAAACAAAUGGCAUGUAUUACUUUACAGUCAUGGGUGAGGAUGGUUGUUACUAGGAAGAAGUUCUUAACUUUGAAAAAGUCUGCCAUCUGUAUCCAGAGGCACGUUAGAGCUAGAAAUGUAGGCAUGAAAUGUCAACAGGAGUAUCAAGAACUUAAGGCUGGAGCUAUAAAACUUCAGUCACUGUACAGAAUGCGAAAACAGCGCAGGGAGUAUCUGCACCUAAAGUCAGCUGCAGUCACCUUGCAGGAACACUUCAGAGCACACAUGAAAAUGCAGGCAGUUAGAUCAGCUUAUAUUGUGAAAAAGAAUGCAGCAGUAACUAUCCAGUCAAAGGUUCGUAUGUGGCUGACUCAGCGUGAGUAUGCAAGGAAAAGGGAGGCAUGUGUUAGGAUACAGGCAUGGUUCCGGUGUGUCCAAGCUUGUCGCUGUUAUCUGGCACAAAGAAAUUCUGUAUUGAUUAUCCAGAAAUACUUCAGAGCAUAUCUUUUACAAAGGAAAGCUCAAAGGCAGUACGUAACUACAAGGAAGGCUGUGAUUACUCUUCAAGCUGCUUUUAAGGGUUAUUUAACUAGAAAAAAUCUGAGAGAGAAACAUAGAGCUGCUACUGUCAUUCAAAAGAGGUUCAGAGGAUUGAAAAUGAGGAAUGCUUAUCUCACUAAGCUCAGAGCCAUAUCUGUACUUCAGUGCUCUCUGAGAAAUUACCUCAUUGGAAAGAAAACUAGGAAGGACUACCUAGAAAAGCGCUCUGCAGCAGUUGCCAUUCAAGCAUGUGUAAGGGGUCACAUUGUUAGAAAAAGAGUUCAAGAGAUGAAUAAUGCUGCAGUGGUUAUUCAGAAGACCUGGAGGAUGUAUUAUAUUUGCAAAGGCUUCCAAAAGAAAAAGAAAGCAAUAGUCACAAUACAAAGAGCUUACCUGAGUUACUUAUUGACUAAAGCAGUUAUGUGUGAAUACAAGAAAAGCUACAGCUGUGUCGUGAAGUCUCAGGCUAUUGUGCGAGGUUUCUUGGUCCGGCAGUGUAUGAAGAAGCAAAUGUAUUCUGCUACUUGCAUCCAAGCAUAUUUCCGGUCAUAUUGCGUAAGCAAACAAUAUGUUUUAAAGCGAAAGGCUGCUAUUAAAUUGCAGGCUGCUGCUAGGGGAUUUUUAGUAAGGAAGGCAUUACGGCAACAAAGAGAUGCUGCCGUAGCCAUCCAGUCCAGUUUCAGAAGGUGGCGAGAGUGCAGGAAGUACAAAGAGAUUUGUAAUUCUGUGCUUGUAAUACAGACUCAUUGGAGGGCUACGUUGCUCAUGAGGGAAACUCUUACAAACUACCAUACAAUCAAAGGUGCUGUUCUUGUGAUUCAGAGUGCAUGUAGAGGUUGGAUUGCCAGAAAACACAUAUUGAAGCAACAUAGAGCAGCAACGGUUAUCCAGGCUCAUGUCAGAGGUCUUUCACAGUAUAGGAAGUAUGCACAGCUCAAGUUUAACACCGUUCAUAUUCAGCGAUGGUGGAGAAACAUUCAGCUUGGUAGUAAGGUUCAGGAGAAUUAUGUGUUGAAAAAGAAAUCUGCCAUUAUUAUCCAAAGCUAUUUCAGGAAAUACACAGCAAGGAAAAGGUACAAAGAGUCUCACACCUCUGCCACAAAAAUACAGUCAUUCUAUCGAGCCUACCGUCAGCGACAGAUUUAUAUAAAACAAAAGCAAAGUGUAGAAAUUAUCCAGGUGUGGUGGAAGAGUUAUUUGCGAAUGCAGCAUGAAAAGAGGGAGUACGAUAGAUUCAGGCAAGCCGUCAUUCUUUUGCAAGCUGGUGUUCGUGGUAUGAAAGCCCGAAGGGAAAUGAAGAUGAGACAUGAAGCAGCAGCCAAGAUUCAAGCAAGAUUCAGAGAAUGGCUUGCUAGAAGAAGGUACAGCCAAAUAAGGCAGUCCAUAAUCAAAUUGCAGGCUCAUGCGAGAGGACUGUUAGUGAGAAAGCAGAUUGAAGUACAACAUAAGGCUGCUGUUGUGAUUCAGUCGCGUUUCAGAGGAUACCGGAUGCGUAGAGACUUCAGAUUACUAUACUCAAGUGCUGUAUAUCUACAGAGAUGGUGGCGAUCUAUCACUGAAAUUCGUAAGCAACAGAAAGAAUUCAAGAGAGCGAAGGAUUCUGUUGUGAGACUCCAAGCUCACAUUAGAGGCAUGCUUGUGAGAAGGAAGGAGAGUCGACAGAAACAAGCAGCAACAGUGAUUCAGUCGUAUGUUAGACGUUGGAUAGUGUCGAGAAGUUAUCAUCAGAGAGUUUUGGCAGCAAUCCAAAUCCAGAGAUGGUACAGGUCUCUGAAAAAAGCUAAAUAUCAACAGAGUAAAUACCAGAGCUUAAGGAAGGCCACUGUUUUAAUACAAGCCUCUUACAAGGGUUUUGUAGUCAGAAAGAACAUAGCUGAACAGAGAGCAGCUCAGGUGAAAAUUGCUUCUCAUUUCAGGGGAUGGCAGGUUCGUAAAACGAUAAAGUUCCAGCAAACUGUGAGAAGUGCAAAAAUAAUACAGACUUGGUGGAGAGCCACUUCACUUGCGAGAGAACAACAAAGUCAGUAUUGCAGAGUGAAAAAAGCUACUAUCCUUAUUCAGUCUUACACUCGGGGAAUGAUUGCUCGUAGUGACAUGAAGAAAAAGCACCGUGCUGCUCUCACUAUUCAGUCUUGCAUCAGAGGAUGGUUGCAGAGGAGGAAGUACAUCCGUUUGUGCCAUUCUGUUACUAAGAUACAGUCAUUUGUGAAGUGCUAUCAGGCUCGUAGGAGAUUCCUGCUGAGAAAAGAGAAGGCUAUUGUCGUUCAGAAAUGGUGGCGAGGUUUAACUGAAACUCGGCGCCAGGUUGAGGGGUACAGGGAAAUUAGACAAGCAGUUGUAAUACUUCAGGCGAGUGUCCGAGGAAUGAAAGUACGCAGGGAAAUCAGAAAGCAGUGUGCAGCAGCUGUCAAAAUUCAGUCAUAUGUACGACGUUGGUUGAUUUGUAGAAAGUACACUAAACAAACCCAUAGUGUCAUAAAGAUUCAGAAGUGGUGGAGGAGCAUAGUGAUGACUCGUUCACUGAGUGCAGAAUACAGACAGAAAAAAGAGGCUGCUGUUGUCCUUCAGGCCUAUGCUCGAGGCAUGAUGAUCAGAAGAUCUUUUGUGCAGCAAAGAGCCGCAGCUAUCAAGAUUCAGUCUUGGGUACGUUGUUGGUUGUUGAGACGUCAGUACAAAGCUAGAAUGACUGCAGUAGUUAAAUUACAGCGUUACUGGCGAGGUGCUUACCUAACACUACGGACACAAGAACAGUUCAUUUACAUGAGGAGAGGGGCAGUCAUUCUUCAAGCAGCUUGGCGAGGAAGGCAAGUCAGAAAACAAGUCAAACGGCUGAAAGCAGCUCGCUGCAUUCAGGCCCAUGUACGUGGUUGGCAGGUCCGGAAACGCUUAAGGGAGAGACGUAGUGCUUCCCUACAAAGAAUCGUCAGAGUUACAAAAAUCCAUAUGUCUGCAAUUGUGAUCCAACGCUGUUACCGCCGUUAUGUAACAAGAAAGAUUAUGCAGAGAAACAUCACACAUCUUGUUAAAAUACAGCGCUGGGUUCGAGCGAAAUUGGAGAGAUCUCGAUUCUUGAAGAAACAGGCUAGUGCUGUCAUCAUUCAGAGAGCUUGGAGGAAAAAGAUGGAGGAGAGGAAGGAGAGACGUCGAAAUCAAGCUGCACUCACCAUACAGUCAGCUUGGCGUGGUAGAUUCACAAGGCAAUCUCUGGGCGGAAAGAAGCUGGAGGAGAUUCGCAAACGUCUUGCUGUAGCUACCCAUGAUGCAACAGAUUCCAAACGCAUCGGCUACAAAACAGAGUGUGCCAUCAAUUUCCUCCUGAUGUACAAGGACCUUAAGCGCUUACUGAUUGCAGUCAUGUACUUGGACACCAGCACACGAUGGUCCCCACCAUGUUGUGUGAAACUUACAGAAAGUGGUGCUCUUAAGAGUCUUGUUUUUAUAUUGAGAACAAGUAACAGAUCAGUGCCACACAUGGAUAUAAUCAGUAAUGUUCUGGAUGUAUUCAUAAAUCUGUCAAAGUACCACACCACUGCACAGGCUGUACAUACGCUUGAUGGUUUGUUCCCGUCGAUAAUCCAACUGAUGACUAUAUAUUAUGAGAAGUGCCCUGAUAUAUUUUGUAAAUGCUGCACGCUGCUUUACGUCUUUGCAACGUCGUCUCCCCCUCACCAGGAAAUGGCCAGUGCAAAGGUAAAAGAAAAUCUAUCCAGCUUGAAAUCCCUCAUGAUCAGGAAGGAGAACGCUAGCCGUCGAGGCCAGCGGCCAAUUAAGUAUGUUCCGUUACCCCCAUCUCAGUUGCCGAGUUUGAAACCAGAUUGGUUCUUGAGAGGUAACAGAUCGAGGCAAUUUAACAACCCUAUUGUGGCCAUAGUCACACUUUUAGCAAGAUUAGAAGGGAAUGCAUAAUGUAUUUAUGCAUUUUGGUUGAGAGUUUUAUUAUAAGAUCAUGUACAGUAUUUUCCCCCAUUUUAAGAUUUCCUUAUAGGUCUUUCACCUUGCAUUAUAUGUUCUGUCAUUACCACGUUUCCUUCCAAGAUGGAUGAUAUUCAUAAUUUCAUCAGACUGUAAUAUAUUCAUUUAACAUUAACAUUCUUAUUCAUUAAUCUUUCAGGAUGAAAUUCCUUUUCAUGAGUACUUGCAAGAAUACAUUUUUUGUUUCUAAACAUUUAACCUUUUAUUUAGUACACAUCUGUUUUUGAUUACUCAGUUUGGAAAAGUGGAAGGGGGAUAACUUGCAAAUGUAUCCCUUGUCUUUGUACAAUUUUGUUAAAUCUAUUAUUUUUACUGUUUUAUUGUUUGGUCUUAAAAAUACUUUUUACAAUUCUGCCUUUUUUCAUGUUAUUUGUUUCCGUUUUUAUUAGAUUUAGUUGCAAGAGUUAUGUAAAAAGCCUGACUACCAAAUCGUUUAUUAUUAACUUAUACGUAAUUCAUAUCUCCAUAGAACUGUCAUUGGUGUUCCAUUAACCUGCCCCAUUCUAUUCACUGAGUAAACAUGAAUAGUUUCUUUCUGUGCUUCGUAGUUUUCUGUGGAGCCAUUGUACAAAUGCCAUGAAUGUUUGAUAUUUGCUCUCUCAGAUUUGGUUCAAUUGCUUUUAUAUGAGUACUGUUGAUAUUGUACAGGCAUAUGUUUUUAGACAGAUAAAUAUCUUUUAAACUUGUUAACCUUUAGUAUGUGGUCUUGUCCAUUUUAUCCUUUAUUAUAAAUUAUUUCCUGAGGAUAUAGGCCAUUAUAUUUUUUCCUUUUGUAGAUUGAAUGUUAAAAUGUUUUCAGUUACACUGCAUUUCAUUAAGAUCCACUAGCUUAUUUGAUCAGUGCUGAGUUAGAUUUUAAACAUUCCACUUCUUUUUUACAAUUUAGUUGUAAUGGUUUUUAUGUAUAUAGGAUUUUUGGUUGAUAUUCAUAUGUUUAUCAAAUAAGAAAGCAUUAUUAGUUUCAAGAAUUAUGUUUGCCUUGCUUUAUUCAUAUUCUACCACAGAAACUGUACCUGAUAUAUACACUUUUUGAUGAUAAUGUUGGUUCAUGUCCUUAUUUUUCCUUAUUCUCAUCUUAAUGGACAAGAAAAGUGAAUAAAUGAUAUAAAUUUUA